UGAUAAACCAUGAUCUCUACCUCAGCAAAUCUCCGAUUUCCUCUCUUUGCUUAGCUUCUUCGCUUCCACUCUCUUCUUCCCAGAACUGCUAGUCUUCGUGCAGACGCAGAUUUCGUCCUCCUAAGCCACGUCCCUCCGUCGCUAGUGCCGCAGAGCUCUUGAGUCUCUCGGUCUCGGGUCAGUGGCAGUGGCAGUUCGUAAAAAAUGGAGAGGAGAGCGGGGUUCUUCUCGUCCCUCAAAAACGAGGUGGUGCGAGGCUUGUCGCCGGCGAGGUCGCGGCCCAGAGCCAAGAGCCUGUCGCCGGCGAGGGCGGCCCGAAGCGAGUCGCCCAAGUCGAGUUCCCACCGGGGCAGGAGGAGCCGCCGCGUGAAGCGCCCCGAGUCGUCGAUUGUGAGGCACGCGGAGGCCCUGUCGCCGUUGGAGGAAGGGCCGGACCCGGACGGGACGGAGGGCCUAGAUUCGAGGAUGGAAGGGAGGUGGGGCCAGUGGAUGAAGGGUCAACGUCAACACUCCGUGUCUUCGUCGUCGUCUUCUUCGGGUGGGCGUGAUAAAGGGUCGAAUCUGAGGUUGUUGCUGGGGGUGCUGGGUGCGCCGCUCGCGCCUGUGCAUGUGAAUGCUGGUGAACCUCUGCCUCACCUAAGCGUCAAAGACACCCCCAUUGAAACUUCAUCCGCUCACUACAUACUGCAGCAGUUUGCAGCAGCAUCAGGGGCACAGAAGCUUCACACUGCCAUUAAUAAUGCUUAUGCCAUGGGGAAAUUGAGGAUGAUAGCUUCCGAGUUUGAAACGGGAAACAAGGUUGCGAGGAGCAAGAAUUCCUGCAAAGCUAUAGAGUCGGGUCGGUUUGUACUUUGGCAAAUGAACCCGGACAUGUGGUAUGUGGAGCUCGCUCUUGGUGGUAGCAAAGUUCAUGCUGGCUGCAAUGGGAAGCUUGUGUGGAGGCACACCCCUUGGCUCGGUCCACAUGCUGCAAAAGGGCCUGUUAGACCCUUACGACGAGCACUUCAGGGCCUCGACCCAAAAACCACAGCAAGCAUGUUUGCACACGCAAGAUGUGUGGGGGAGAAGAAAAUUGGCGAAGAAGAUUGUUUCGUCCUCAAGCUUUGUGCAGAUCCAACUACUCUGAAAGCCAGGUGUGAAGGGCCAACGGAGAUUAUACGGCACGUUCUCUUUGGCUAUUUCAGCCAGAAAACCGGGCUACUUGUUCACUUGGAAGAUUCGCACUUGACCCGCAUACAAAACAACGGAGGCGAUGCAGUGUAUUGGGAGACCACAAUCAACUCCAUUCUUGAUGACUACAGGCCUGUUGAGGGGAUCAUGAUUGCGCAUUCUGGGCGCUCAGUGGCAACACUAGUCAGGUUUGGAGAAACAGUGAGGAGCCAAACUAGGACUCGGAUGGAGGAAGCUUGGACGAUUGAGGAGGUGGCUUUCAACGUUCCAGGCCUGUCUGUCGACUGCUUCAUCCCCCCUGCUGAGCUGAGAUUCGCUUCUCUUGACAAAACGUCCGAAUUACCUCGCGUUCCGUGGGUUAGGAAUGUUGUGCCUGCUGCUCGGGCCAGGGUUGCCGCCCGAGAGAAAUCCACUGAGCUAUGAGGGUAGCAGUAGGAAGGGAAGUAAUUCAUGGCGGUGCUCAUAGCUGAUUGCAGUCAUGUUCGCUAGAUUCUGGUAAUUGCUGACAAAUUUAGAAGGCUGAGGCAUGGAUGUACUUGGGAGUUUCGCCAUUAGGAUGUACUCUAGUUUCCUUCAACUGUAAAUAGAAGGGUAGUCCACAGCUUUUUGGGAAGACACCAGGCUUGUUAAACUGGAAAAUUUUCGUAGAUUAUUGCGGUAGACAAGUUACCGGCUUUGAUGUCA
Rhodamnia argentea is the source of this 1854-nucleotide messenger RNA. RefSeq lists its product as uncharacterized. The transcript has 3 exons. The coding region runs from base 205 to 1593 and encodes 462 amino acids. The record is from RefSeq and is a predicted model, not a curated record. NCBI's taxonomy places the organism in Eukaryota, Viridiplantae, Streptophyta, Magnoliopsida, Myrtales, Myrtaceae.